Molecule: messenger RNA, 3778 nt
Organism: Notolabrus celidotus (New Zealand spotty)
Lineage: Eukaryota; Metazoa; Chordata; Actinopteri; Labriformes; Labridae
Gene: tbk1
Product: TANK-binding kinase 1
Exons: 21
Coding region: 142-2313 (723 amino acids)
Biological process (GO): peptidyl-serine phosphorylation
Cellular component (GO): cytoplasm
Molecular function (GO): protein serine/threonine kinase activity; ATP binding; protein binding
Source: RefSeq, a predicted model, not a curated record
ACAGCAGGAAGGGUGAGGAAAUAAACAAAAUAAAAACGAUUCAAUUUAAACGAUAAAGAACAAAACAGCGCGUCAUCUUCUGAUACCGUUUGGUAGUUCGACGUGUUAGCUACUGAAGUCGGUUCAGUUGCAGCCGUCAGGAUGCAGAGCACCACAAAUUACCUGUGGUUGAUCUCAGACCUGCUGGGUCAGGGAGCCACGGCAAAUGUGUACCGCGGCAGACACAAGAAAACUGGGGACCUGUACGCGGUCAAAGUCUUCAACAACCUGAGUUUCUUGAGGCCGCUGGACGUCCAGAUGAGAGAGUUUGAAGUCCUGAAGAAACUGAACCACAAAAACAUCGUCAAACUGUUCGCCGUGGAGGAGGAGUCAAACACUCGUCAUAAAGUCCUGGUGAUGGAGUAUUGUCCCUGUGGAAGUCUCUACACCGUCCUCGAGGAGUCCUCCAACGCGUAUGGACUUCCAGAGGACGAGUUUCUGAUUGUUCUGCACGAUGUCGUGGCGGGUAUGAACCACCUGAGGGAGUACGGGAUCGUCCACCGGGACAUCAAACCGGGAAACAUCAUGAGGGUGAUCGGAGAGGAAGGGCGCUCCGUGUACAAACUGACCGACUUUGGAGCGGCCCGAGAGCUGGAGGACGACGAGCAGUUUGUGUCUCUGUACGGCACCGAGGAAUACCUGCACCCCGACAUGUACGAGCGAGCCGUGCUGAGGAAAGACCACCAGAAGAAGUACGGAGCCACGGUGGACCUGUGGAGCAUCGGUGUCACCUUUUAUCACGCCGCCACCGGCAGCCUCCCGUUCAGACCGUUUGAGGGGCCGCGGAGGAACAAAGAAGUCAUGUAUAAAAUCAUCACAGAGAAACCUUCUGGAACGAUCUCCGGGCAUCAGAAGUGUGAGAACGGGAAGAUCGAGUGGAGCACAGAGAUGCCCGUGUCCUGCAGUCUGUCCAAGGGCCUUCAGAGCCUCCUGACUCCAGUCCUGGCUAACAUCCUGGAGGCGGAUCAGGAGAAGUGCUGGGGCUUCGAUCAGUUCUUCGCGGAGACGAACGACAUCCUGCACCGGACGGUGGUCUACGUGUUCAGUCUGCAGCAGGCCACGCUGCACCACGUCUACAUCCACGAGUACAACACGGCGGCGCUGUUCCAGGAGCUGAUGUCCCGCCGCUCCAGCAUCCCUCUGCACAACCAGGAGCUGCUGUACGAGGGCCGCCGUCUCGUCCUCGACCCCAACCGACAAGCCAAGACCUUCCCCAAAACCUCCAGAGACAACCCCAUCAUGCUCGUCAGCCGCGAGUCCGUCGCCACCGUGGGACUCAUCUUUGAAGAUCCCAGUCCUCCCAAAGUUCAGCCUCGCUACGAUCUGGACCUGGAUGCCAGCUACGCAAAGACUUUUGCAGGAGACGUCGGUCACUUAUGGAAAACCUCCGAGUCUCUCCUGGUGUAUCAGGAACUGGUGCGGAAAGGAGUCCGGGGUCUAAUCGAGUUGAUGAAGGAGGACUACAGCGAGAUCCUGCACAAGAAGUCUGAGGUCUUCCACCUGUGUAACUUCUGCACCCAGAUCCUGGAGAAAACCGAGCAGCUGUUUGAGAUGUUGAUGCAGGCCAACAUGAUCUCCUCAGAAUACGACGAGAUCUCAGACAUGCACAAGAAAAUCCUCAGAAUCUCCAGCUCUCUGGAUCCCAUCGAGCGAACAGCUCAGGACAUCAAGAGUAAAUUCCUCCCCGGAGGUCUGCUGACCGACGUCUGGACACUACAAGUGGGGACGCACCCUGAGGACAGGAAUGUGGAGAAAAUCAAAGUGCUGCUGGAUGCUAUCACAGCGAUCUACCAGCAGUUCAAGAAGGACAAAGCAGAGAGACGUCUUCCAUACAACGAAGAACAGAUCCAUAAAUUUGACAAGCAGAAGUUGGUCCUUCACGCCAGUAAAGCCAGAUCCCUGUUCACGGAGGAAUGUGCCAUGAAGUACCGCCUCUUCAUCUCUAAGAGCGAGGAGUGGAUGAGGAAAGCUCAUCACGUGAAGAAGCAGCUGCUCAGCCUGUCGGGUCAGCUGAUCAGCAUCGAGAAAGACGUGACCAUGCUGAUGGAGAGAGCGCUCAAGCUGCAGGAACUACUGCCUCAGAAAGUUCUUCCUCUGGUGUCCAGCGGGAUGAAACCUCCGGCCUACCUGAGCCAGAACACCCUGGUGGAGAUGACACUUGGGAUGAAGAAGCUGAAGGAGGAGAUGGAGGGAGUCGUCAAAGAGCUGGCAGAGAACAACCACUUCCUAGAGAGGUUCGGGACCCUGACGCUGGACGGUGGCCUGCGAGGCUAAAAAAAGACGAGGACUCGCUGCAGUUUGUAAAUACUUUCUGUGUUUAUCUUGUAAAUACGUUCGACUGUGACGUGGAGCUUUUUGUAUGAACGGCUCAGUUCUGCUCAUGAACACGUGACAAACUGUGCACCACAAACGGCUGCAGCUCGGGUUUAAGCGACUUUAACUGAACCUGAUGAACAGCGAGGGAACGGAGACCCCGAAAAAAACUGUAAUUGUGAAUUUACCACAGCACUUAUAAAAACGCUGACACCUUCAUCUGAAGCAGGCUGUGUGAGCACCAGAGAUCCAGAGAGACGACUAUUAAAAUCCUCAAAGAUCAUUUGUAGGCUUCAUUGAAGGAUUUUUAGUUUAAAUUUAAUUAUUUUAGAUUGUUUUAGAGGACUUUUUUAAUUUACAGCAAGCUGAAGUCCACCUGUUUGGUACCUGGGAGUUAAGAUGUGGUCACCAACAUUAAAAUAAUUACAAAAUGAGGGUUUAAUGGAUUCAAAUAUUGAAGGGAAUUCGUGGAUUGAGAAGUAAAAGCUUUUAAAUUGACCAAAUAACAGUAAUGGGCUGGAUUUCCACAUUAAAAGACCAAAUUAAAUUCUAUAAAAGCAUUACUGAAGUCAGUCUUUUAAUGUUAUUAGCUUGAUUUAGAAGGGAUUUUACACUUCAAAAAUACUCUAGCGAUGGGAUUAUACUUUUUAACACCAUGACAAAAUUUUGAUUUUUAAGUAAUCCCCAAAAAUACCUAAAAGUUGGGUUCAUUUAAAUAAAAAAAAAGUUGUUUAACUUCUUUAAAACAUGAAAAGACGCACUGAAGGAUUUCUGGAUGCACAGCUUUAUUUUGUAUGAAAGGUGUUUGUUGUGUUUUCCUGAUAAAUUAAGGAUGAAUUAAGUUCAUUUUAAGGGACUGUAUCAUAGUAACUGGACUAUGAUGAAUGAAGGUGUUUGUUUUGGAUGUUUGCAUGGAAGAAGAGCUGUCUGAGGGGGCGACAAAAACCCUGAACAGUUACCUGAGAGGUCGCCUUCUUUAUGUUGAGAUGAGAGUUUAAAUCUCCUGAACAGGUCGGACUCUUUAUUGUGUAACAAAGUUAAACUUUUAUAAAUCUUUAUUGAAAGUUGUUUGAAGGGUUUUAACCUUUUAAAAGAACUAUAUCUGUGCCUAUUAUCCUCUAGAAAUCACUCAGUGUAAUAAUGUCAGACUUAACUGAAUUAUUAAAGGGUAGGUAAAUGAUAUACAAGCAUAUAACAGUUAGUGUUUAUUUAUUCUUAGAGGCCAAUCAAUGAUUAUCAUUUCCUGUACCAGCUCCUGAUCAUGAACAUCUCUUCCUCUUCACGUUGGUAUCAGUUCAUCUUAAUUCUUACAGUUAUAAAGAUGUUCUCUUUUUGUUUUUGUAAUUUUUGUUUUUGUCGAAGAUCAGCGUUCAAAAUAUUCAACGAAUGUUUGAAAAACUUGUAAAUAAAGACGAAGAAAGAUGGA